Messenger RNA from Suillus bovinus, 1203 nucleotides. Its product is annotated as Alpha/Beta hydrolase protein. Bases 1 to 1203 code for a protein of 400 amino acids. The transcript has 8 exons. Gene Ontology annotation, molecular function: epoxide hydrolase activity. Gene Ontology annotation, biological process: epoxide metabolic process. The record is from RefSeq and is a predicted model, not a curated record. NCBI's taxonomy places the organism in Eukaryota, Fungi, Basidiomycota, Agaricomycetes, Boletales, Suillaceae.
AUGUCAUCUGGAACUCCUUUCCAAAUCAACGUCCCCGACGAGAAAUUGUCCACUCUCCACGCUAAACUCGAACUCGCUACUUUCCCGGAUGAACUGGAGGAUGUGGGCUGGACGUAUGGCGUACCUCUGGCGGAUGUGAAGCGGCUCACCGAGAGGUGGAAAAAUGGGUACGACUGGCGCAAACAUGAAAAAGAAAUCAACGAAGAGCUGCCAAUGUUUACUCGCGAUAUUGAUGUGGAUGGUUUUGGCGAGCUGAACAUUCACUAUGUUCACAAGAAGAGCGAAAUUGCUGACGCUAUCCCGCUGUUGUUUUGCCACGGAUGGCCUGGAAGCUUCUUGGAAGUCAGAAAGAUUUUGCCCCUCCUGACUGCAUCGGCCCCUGAACAUCCUAGCUUUCAUGUCGUGGCGCUUAGUUUGCCCGGUUUUGGCUUUUCGGAGGCUCCCAAGAAACAAGGCUUUGGUCUUGAUCAAUAUGCUGAGGUAGCUCACAAACUCAUGGUCGCUCUCGGGUACAACGAGUAUGUUACUCAGGGAGGCGACUGGGGUGGCCUUAUCACUAGAAGAAUGGCUUCUGUGUAUGGUGGGAGGUAUCACAAGGCAUGGCACACCAACAUGCCAGUUUCCAAACCACCGAGCUGGAGAUCGCCCCUGUCUUUCUUGUCAUUCUUGCUAACCCCGUGGUCUGUAGAGGAAAGAGCAGGUCUUGAGCGCACCACGUGGUUCCACAAGAAAGGACGUGGCUACUUUAUUCAACAGAGCACCCAGCCGCAGACACUCGGUUAUGGUCUCACUGAUAGCCCUGUUGGCUUGCUUGCUUGGAUCUACGAGAAGCUGGUCCUUUGGACCGACAAUUACAAUUGGUCUGAUGAUGAAGUGCUGACGUGGAUCUCAUUGUACUGGUUCUCCCGCGCCGGACCCGCUGCCUCCCUCCGCAUUUACUUUGAAUUACGUAACGAUUGUGAGGAUCUAGGCCAAAGCCCCACUAUUCCUAUGGGAGCCUCGUUUUUCCCGAAGGAGCUCGUAGUUUUUCCCGCAGGGUGGCUGCGCAAGUCGAACAACGUUGUUUUCGAGUCACAUCACACGACAGGAGGACAUUUUGCUUCGAUUGAACAGCCGGAAGAGCUUGUUCGGGAUUUACAGAAGAUGUUCGAGAAGGGAGGGCCUGGGUUUGCAAUCGUCCCAGGAAGAGCUGGAUAUGCUUGA